GCCCCGCCCCUCGGGCUUCGGCCCUGCAGUCCCCGCAGAGUGCCGCGGAGCGCAGGGAUGCCCACGGCAGCCGCGACCCCUCGCCGUAAGGCGAGGCCCGGGGAGCGUGCGGGGAACGAGGAGCCCGCCCCGGGGAACCGCACAGGCGUGUGCACACAUGUGCAGUCACCACCGAGGGGCACCCUCCAAGUCCUCCGUGGCAACGGCACUUCCGUGGGGACCAUUAUUGUGUUCCACUGCCCCUCAGGCCACCAGAUGGUUGGGUCUGGCCUCCUCACCUGUGCCUGGAAGGGGAGUGUUGCCGAGUGGUCUUCAGUGACCCCUGUGUGCAAAUCGGUGCCGCCAUACGAGACCUUCAGCUUCAAGGUGGCCGUGAUCGCCUCCAUCAUCAGCUGUGCCAUCAUCCUGCUCAUGUCCAUGGCCUUCCUCACCUGCUGCCUCGUGCGGUGCAUGAAGAGGAGUGAGCAGCCAUCCGACAGGGCGACCCAGCUGUGGCUCCAGCUGAGAGCCGGGGACUUGGAGACAGUGCCACCUGCCUACCUGGGCCUCAAGGGCGUGAACAACAGUAACAGCGGUGGCGGCGGUGGGGGGCCCGCAGGCCAUCCUGGCCAGGCCCAUGACAACUACAGUUUCACUAUGGACCUAGGUGAGGGCACCAGAGAGCUGGCUGGCAUGGCCCAUGGCAUGGACAAGGACCCCUGGACCACUAGCUGUCCUGCGAGCUCACCCUGUGCCCAGGUGAUGGUGCACGCGGCCGACCUGGGGCGCACCCCGCCUGCCCACUGGCCCACUGCAGGAGUGUCCAGACAGCACAUGGCCUACGUCCCGGGGUGACUGAGGCAGAGUCUGGAGCCUGCCCUUCACACAGGAGGACCAGGGACACUCCACCACCCAGCCACCUACGUCUCAACCUGUGUCUAGCUUGCGAUGGGUCAGUGAAACCAGCUUCCGGGGUUAGGGAUCCCUCACAGAACUGAGCUGGGGACUCCAGAGCGGUGUCCUGUCCCAGGGGGGCCCCUCUGGAGCAGCUUUUAUAGACAGGCGUCCUCCGAGCCACCACAGAGUUUCCGGAACCAGAUGCAGCCUCCCCACCCAGCUGGCUCCUUUAAAGAGCCUGGGAGAUGUUUUUAGCAAAUCUCGUUUUGCAUUGGGUUGGGGGAGAGAGAGCAGGGAGUGAGUUGGGGCACUGCUUCUGCUCUAUGCAAAGUAGCCACGAGGGGAAAGGGGUGUGAAAUAAACAGUUCUAACAAUGGAGAAACAAAGGUAAAAAUCGCUGUCUCGAUUU
Lontra canadensis (Northern American river otter) is the source of this 1285-nucleotide messenger RNA. It is a transcript of the gene SUSD3, whose product is annotated as sushi domain containing 3. Gene Ontology annotation, cellular component: plasma membrane. The record is from RefSeq and is a predicted model, not a curated record. NCBI's taxonomy places the organism in Eukaryota, Metazoa, Chordata, Mammalia, Carnivora, Mustelidae. Bases 58 to 834 code for a protein of 258 amino acids. The transcript is spliced from 5 exons.